CUUUUGUGUGAGAGCCGCGGGGUGGUGAGGGGGCGCUGGGGGGCAGCGAGGGGCACUUUAUAGUCGGGAUAGGGCCAAGUCAGUAGCGUUUAUCCCGGUCAUGUAUUCUGGUCACGGGGUUUAAUCAUGACUCGAGUCAGUUAAUUAAAAAAAAAAGUUGCUGCUGGCUCAGAUGCGAGUUUAAAAGAGAGAGAGAGAGAGAGUAUGUUCCUGUCUGUGAGCCAGAGUUUGCUUAUCACUGCAAUAAAAUAAUAGCGUGGGAGUGAGAGCAGGAGGGAGAGCUGGGCUGCUUCCUCUUCGAUUUUAAAAUUUAAAUCCCUGAGUUUUGUUUUUUUUUUGGGGGGGGGUGGGUUGCUCGCUGGCUUUUUGAAUCAGAAGGAAGCAUUAACUUAGAAUUGUCACCCGAGGGGCUUGUAAUCUGCGGAAGUUGCAGUUUUUGUUUUUCUCUGUUCGCCCCUCUCUCUCUCUCUCUACCCCCCUCCCCAUCCCCGGUGUGAGAGGAGCGGGGGGGGCAGUCAGCAGCAGCAGCCGCCUUCCCGCACUCGGGAGCCUGGGCUCCAGCCAGCGGGGCUCUCUUUAUCAUCCCCCCCCCCCUCCACCCUCCACCCACCCUCCCCCCGAGUGAUGCUUUGUGUUGCGUUGUGUGUCCGCAAAUUUUCACAAUCACCAUGAGCAUGGCCAACGACACAUACGCGUUUGUUAAAGACAUUAAACCAGGAAUGAAAAAUUUAAAUGUCAUCUUUAUUGUUCUGGAAAUAGGUCGCGUUACCAAAACUAAAGAUGGACAUGAAGUGAGGUCGUGCAAAGUAGCCGACAAAACUGGCAGCAUCACAAUUUCAGUGUGGGAUGAGGUUGGAGGUCUAAUUCAGCCCGGGGAUAUCAUUCGCUUGACGAGAGGGUACGUCAAUGUGGCCAAAUGGCAGAACGUGUCCGAAUGACACAACGUGCCAGUA
Molecule: messenger RNA, 953 nt
Organism: Chiloscyllium plagiosum (whitespotted bambooshark)
Lineage: Eukaryota; Metazoa; Chordata; Chondrichthyes; Orectolobiformes; Hemiscylliidae
Source: RefSeq, a predicted model, not a curated record